AUGGCAGAGUCUGGCAGGGGACUGGUAGCGGUUACGGGCGCAAAUGGAACCAUUGGAUACGCAUGCGUCGCAUACGCUCUGCAGACUGGAUAUCGAGUCCGAUGUAUUGUACGACGUGAAGAUGCGAUUGCGACGAUCAAGUCAGGACCUUCUGUGCAACCACACCUCGACCAUCUCGAGUUUGCCGUAGUCCCCGACAACACAGUCCAAGAUGCAUACAACAAAGCCUUUGCGGACGUCAAAUACGUCGUCCACAUCGCAGGAGUAUGGCCGCUCCCGACCCUGCACCCCGACAACGAGAUCUACCACCCCUUCAUCCAGUCCAUGAAGAACGUCCUCUCCGCCGCCAAAGCCGCAGGAACAGUAUCGCGCAUCGUCUUCACGCAAGCCGGCGCCGGCCUGGUCGACUCGGAGGUCGGCGACACGUAUGGCCGCGGCAUGACCCAGGUGCUCGACGAGCAUGUCAAAGUCAACGCCGAAUCACUCACCUACCAGCCGCCGCUCACCAGCCCGCACCAGGCCUACUGCGCCGCGAAGGCGCAGUGCAUAGACUACCUGGACCAGUUGCGUGUCAGCAAGACGGCGCCGUACUCGAUCGUGCAGGUCAUUCCUGGUACGGUGAUAGGGACGUCGGAGUUUGUCGAGACGGCUGAGCAGGCGAAGAAGUACAUGGACCGGCAGACGAGAGCGUUGGUUUUUGAUGACAAUACGCCGCGGUAUGCGUUCGGAUUUGUGCACGUCCAAGACUGUGCGAGAGUGCAUAUCGAGGCCCUUGAUCAGCAGAAGGUUGCGGAUGCGGAUGUGCCGCAUAGGUAUGUGGCUGCUGCGACGACGGAGGAGGGGUUAGACGGAGACCAGAUCUGGGCCAAAGCGGUGGGUAUGGUGCGGAGAGAGUUUGCUUCUGAGAUUGGGAAAGGCGUUUUCACGGUCGGUGAUGAGAGGACGCCGACCAACAUGCCGUACCGUGUGGACUCGAGGAUAACAGAGAAGACGCUGCUUGGUGGAGAUAAGAUGAGAAGCCUGGAGGAGUCUGUGAAGGAGGUUGCUCAGUGGUAUGUUCAGCUAACCGCGAAGGAGACUUUAUAG
This is a messenger RNA of Boeremia exigua, 1086 nucleotides long. RefSeq lists its product as uncharacterized. Gene Ontology annotation, molecular function: oxidoreductase activity, acting on the CH-OH group of donors, NAD or NADP as acceptor. The transcript has 2 exons. The record is from RefSeq and is a predicted model, not a curated record. Lineage: Eukaryota; Fungi; Ascomycota; Dothideomycetes; Pleosporales; Didymellaceae. Bases 1 to 1086 code for a protein of 361 amino acids.